Molecule: messenger RNA, 2121 nt
Organism: Penicillium daleae
Lineage: Eukaryota; Fungi; Ascomycota; Eurotiomycetes; Eurotiales; Aspergillaceae
Exons: 1
Coding region: 1-2121 (706 amino acids)
Source: RefSeq, a predicted model, not a curated record
AUGAAUCUGGAAGAUCUGCGCAGGAAGGAUACUUUUCUCGAUUUUCUGAGGAACCGAGUCCAAUUUGGACCAUCGGCAUUCUUCUAUAUCGACAAAGAGUCGUGGAAGAUUGGGGUCCAUGCAAACGUACUCAAGGUGGCAUAUGUGGCUGACGCUGGAAUGCUGUUUACAAAGAAAGAAUCUUACCGUGGCUAUGGAGAAAUCAUUCUAUCGACAGAUGGAGAUAGAGCCACUUGGCUCAUCGAUACGCAACGAGCACUGAGUGUGCACGAGGGGCUCAUGACUUUGGAAGUCCAGGCGCGCGUCUAUAAGUUUCUAGCAGACUGCUGCUUGGCAAUUCUGCCUCAGAACCCAGGAGCGUUGGGUAAGUCUAGUGCCAAACUUGUUGAAAAGGUCGGCACACCUAUCCAAGCGUCCCAAUCCGGUGCCACUGGGGAAUUGCAAGCACCAUUGGGGACCAGCGUGGCCGAGAGAAUUGCUCUCGGGCCAUAUUCGCGGCCUGGAAGUUUGGAACUGAACCAGCUUGUCAACAUGCUGCAAGCAAGAAAGUCCUUUGCUGAACAUGAAGUUUGGCUGCUCAGAGAGGACCCGGGGCAUUUUGCGGCCAAGUUAGCAGAAUACGCGCUCCACCGGCCGGAGCAGCUUCUGGGCAGUGAGGAACAACGCCUUGAAAAACAAAGCGACCUCAAAGCCAAUCCCAGAUUGAAGACUCCCGAGUUUUGGAAUUCCGUUCUUCAGUCAUUGAUCCCAGACGCUUUUUUCGGGGUUGUCUUUUGGAAUGAUCUUCACGACAGUAUCGUGAAGCUACGAGAUCUACUUGAAGAGCAACAGGCUGCAAUUGACACCACGAAGGACCUGCCGAAACCUCUCGAGAUUGGAUUCUCUGAGUUGUGGCUCAAGCUUGUCGAUUCAAUUUGUGAAGCCAGUGUAAAUUUGUUUACUCUUGUGCCGACUUGCCCAAAGUUGAGACACAAAUUCCGGGUGCACCUUGGUGCCGAUACCCAACAGCCCCUGUUCAGGGAGGCAGAUCAACUCGCCCAUCCGUCGAAUGCCGACUGCAGAGAAUUGCUGCAGUAUCUUGUUGGGAGAAUACUGCAUCCGCACCUACGUCACUAUCAAAUGACUCCAAUCCUUGCAGAGGAAAUGGCGCGUUACAUGGAGAACAACCCUGCGAAAGCCAAGUACCUAACAUCAUUUUGCAUGGAACAAAUAUCAGACAUAUUGCUGCUUGCAGACUGUUGGAACCGAAUAUCUCUAUUCCACCCUUGGGCGACAGCCUUUAUGUCUACCGCGGGCAAGAGGGUCCAAGAAGUUGGCCACCCUGCGCAGGCACUCACAAGACUCCGCACACAACUCCAGGCCGAUCUCAUGAGCGAAGAUUGGAAUCCAUUCAGCGGGCACUUUUACCAAGAACAGCUCUCAAUUAUCUGGCCUGGUGGCCAGCCUUCUCGGGAGUACACGGUUAGAAGGCAGACAUCCGAAAAAUUGUUGGACAAGUUUUGGGAGAAAGUUGAUUCGAUUGUGCAGCCAGUGGUUGAUCAAGUUCCAAGUUCUGCAAAGGGAUCUUUGCGAGCCCCUUCACCAGGAACGCUUGCGCGCGCCAACUGGGUUGCUGUAGCGCCAGAGCCAGCACCAGCAACCCAUGUAUCUGAACGUUCAUGGGACACGACAGAAAUAGCAACAAAGCCGAGACCAGGACCUUCAGCAAGAAAGCCCAAAAAGGAGAAAACUCGCGGUACAGCUGAUCCAUCCAGAGCCGUAUCAGAGAAACAGGGAGCGGCACGGCAGGCAGCUCCCGCACCUGAACAAGUUAAGUUCCUAGUCAAAAAGGAAGACUUCGAAGUCUUCAGUGCGUUGUUUCGCAUCCCAGAAGAAGAGCCAGUGAAAGAGCUCUCGUGGAGAAAACUGGUUCAGGCCAUGGGAAGAUUGGGCUUCUCGAUCGAGAAGAAUUGGGGAUCGAUGUGGGUAUUCACACCCCCGGCCAACCUGGGAGGUCACGCUGUGACCUUCCAUGAUCCACACCCCAAGAACGCGCAACCUCUUCGUCUUGUACGGGUUAUGGGCAAGCGAUUGACCCGAAUUUUCAACUGGGACGGGUCUAUGUUCGAGCUGGAUGAGUGA